Molecule: messenger RNA, 1080 nt
Organism: Cladophialophora immunda
Lineage: Eukaryota; Fungi; Ascomycota; Eurotiomycetes; Chaetothyriales; Herpotrichiellaceae
Exons: 2
Coding region: 208-990 (260 amino acids)
Molecular function (GO): oxidoreductase activity, acting on the CH-OH group of donors, NAD or NADP as acceptor
Source: RefSeq, a predicted model, not a curated record
UAAAUGCAUCAUGGAUUACAAAUAAACCAUGCCGAUAGAAACUUCGAGUGUGUGAACCUGUCUAUAUAAUGUGCUGACUCGACCGAAGGAUGUCGUGGUGCACAGCAAUCCAUCAAUCGGCAAUUUCAACAAUAUCUCCUUUAUACCACGUCUCUCACAAGAACAGACACCAAGGAACAAAUUGCUCGCGAAAUCUCCGAUAUCAAUAUGCCAUCCUACUUGGUGACAGGCGCCAAUCGUGGCCUUGGAUACGGUUUCGUGAAGUAUCUGGCCCAAAAUCCAGAGAAUACCAUCAUCGGGAUUGUCCGCGACAAAGCUGCCGCAGACAAGUCUGUCGCUGCCGAUGGCCUCAAGAAUGUCACCAUGAUCCAGGCCGAAGUCGCCGACCACAAGUCGCUGUUGACCGCCAGAGAAAAAGUGGCUCAAAUUACCGGUGGUUCGCUGGACUACUUGAUCAACAAUGCCGCCCUCAUCGACACAACAACUCAGGGCAAGGGUCUGGACGACUUCGAAGAUGCACCCGACGUCCUGGACAAGGGGCUGGUCGACUCUUUCAACGUCAAUGUCGUGGGAGUGAUCCACGUCAUCAACGUCUUCCUUCCGCUCAUCAAGAAGGGAUCUGCAAAGAAAGUCGUUCUCAUCUCCAGUGGAAUGGCGGAUCCGGAUCUCGUCAACUCCGGGGUCUUUGCCGAUGGCCCUUACACCAUCAGCAAGGCUGCGGCGAAUAUGGCGGUCUUCAAAUAUAACGCAAAAUACAAGAAGGAAGGCAUUUUGUUCUUUGCACUGUCACCCGGAGUGGUGGCAACCUGGCCGGAGGGAGAAGAAGAGCCCCCAGUGAUCGCAGAAUUCAGGAAGAACGCUCCGGGGUGGAAAGGUCCUCUGACUCCACGAGAAUCAGCCGAAGCCUGCCUGAAGGUGAUACAUGAUUUCAACGCCGAAGAAAACGGUGGCUCUUUUGUGUCUCACCACGGUAACAAGCAGUGGUUGUGAGAUUGUGGGAGAACAGGUGGUUUGAACAAUAAAACGUCCUCAUUCCUGCACUUCUGAGCCUUGCCGGUUGAUCUUCGGCAUCACACUUCG